AUCGUUUUCAUCAUCAUCAAAUUUUUUCUAUAACUUGUCGUUUAGCUCAUAUACUUCCAUUAAAUAAUGACAAUGAUCAAUUAACAUGGCCAGACGAUGCAACAAAUCAAUUUUUAGCUGUUCUCAAGCAAGUUAUACCUGAAAUAGAAUUAUUAUCAUUUACUACCAAUGGUUGUUUUCAAACAAAUUUAUUUGUUAUGAAUUCUGGUCAACAUGUUUGUGUGAAUGAUUAUAUGAUACAUAUAAAAAUGGCUAAACCUAUUCUAAAUACAACAAAUAUUAAUGACGAUAGACAAAACUGUAUUCAAGUAAGAGAGAAUAUUUUCAUCCGAAUUAAUUUUGUCUGAUAAAAACAACUAUAUUUGCUGUUCACAUAUAUAACUCUGUUGUAAUCUAAUCUAUGGCGUGAGAUAUCUUAUCACAACAUGUUCACUCACGUUUUGGCUAUUUAAAGAUACAUGGUUAUAGACAGAAGCAAUUUGUUAGAAUUAGACUUUUCUUUUUGGGAUAAUCUUUGAUAACCAUCAUCAGACUAUUUUCAAAAUAGUGUUUUUACAGAAUAAUAUUUUGUAUUUCGAUUGAAACCUAUUAAAUUCAGAAUGCGAAACAGAAAACGGUUUUAUGUUUAAAAACACAAUUGUCGAUUUCCAUAGAAAUUAAUUCUUUAAUAGAAAGAUAUUUCGCUUAUUGUAAUAUCCCAUCUUGUAUAAAAAUUCAAUGCUCUACAAUAAUGUUGAAUUGAAGCUGUUCCAAAACACAAACUACAUAAACUGAGAGCUGCAUCUUUGCUUUAUACAGACAUAAUUUUGAACUUUUUCAUAAAACUUAUUGAUAGUUGUUCAAUUUUAUCUCCAAAGGAAAAUCCGAACAUACAUUCUGAAAGAGUUAAAUUCUAUAUAAGAUAGUUUUUAAUAGUAAAGAAUUGAUGUCUUAUCAGAAAUGAAAUCAUAAAAACAACUCAUCGUACUCGUAUGUAAUUGAAUAUUCAAGAAAGACAAAAUUAAAUGAAUCGUAGUGUAACAACAAAAUGUUUCGAAGUUCGAAAUAAUGAUUAAAAUAACUAUUCUUCAUUUCUAUGCUGUCCAAAAUAUUUACUACAUUCGUAUAACCAGUGACGUAUUCAGGAUUUUUCAGUAUGCU
This is a messenger RNA of Rotaria sp. Silwood2, 1140 nucleotides long. NCBI's taxonomy places the organism in Eukaryota, Metazoa, Rotifera, Eurotatoria, Philodinida, Philodinidae. The record is from the annotation of a GenBank genome assembly.